GCGACUGUUGCCUGUUGUUCUCUGUUCUCCUGCAGCUGGAGACUCUGGGAUGCAUCAGGAGAAUAAACGAUCUGUUCAGAAGACACAGGCUGAAAGUGACUGAGGACGAUCGGCACAGAAACAAACCAGAGUGGAGCAGACCGACACCAUGGAGGAGGCUGCAUGGUGGUUUCCUCAGGCCUCUCAGGGAGCUCUGAAGUAGGAUGCAUGUGUGUGUCUCCAUCUGGACGCUCCCACAGAUGAAGUCCUACCUCUGCUGCCUCGUCCUGUCCAGCCUGGCCGUCUCAUCCCAACUGGGUUUGGAGGAUGUUUUCUUCAGUCCCCAGGACCAAACAGUCAGAGAAGGAGACGCUGUUUUCUUCAGGUGUGUGUCCGGGGAAAGUUCACCUCCUGCCGGCGUCACCUGGCUCAAAGACGGGAAGGUGGUCAACAGAGGAAGACAGAUUCAGGGUGAGUAUGGUGGUGGUCACCAGAAGAAAACCUCCGGCACGCUGCAUCUUUACAACGUAACAUUAGAGGACGAUGGGACGUACGUUUGUGUCACACACAAUCCUUCACUGAACAUCAGCAACAACAGCAAAGCAGCAAAACUAACUGUGCAAGGGGUUCCCAGACGGCUGCAGAUCGUCCAGGGCCCUGACAACAUCACCGUCGCCAUGGGAACCGAGAUCUCCAUGCACUGUGCUGUUCACGGCUUCCCUGUUCCCAUGGUGCACUGGUUCAAAAACGGCUGCCACCUGACAAACUGCUCGGCCUCGUUCAGCCUGCACAACAAUGGACAGCUGCUCACAUUCAGGAAUGUGACCCAGGAGGAUGAGGGCUCAUAUCACUGUGAAGUAUCCAACCAGAAAGAGACGAUCAAGUCCCAACCGGCCUUUCUUCUUCCUGCUGAGAUGGACUGGAGUUUUGAGCAGCAGCCUGUGAACCAGACGGUGACGAGGGGGGAGAACGUCACAGUGACCUGCAGACCUCCACACAGCCGACCUGCAGCUCAGGUGUCCUGGUUCAAAAACAACCAGCUCCUCACCCCCACAGCUCCUGAUGCUGUGCUGCCAAGUGGAGACCUCUUCUUUCACAGUAUUCAGGAGAUUGACAGUGGGAGUUACUUCUGCAGAGCCUCCAACAUCCACCUGCACAGAUUCCUCACCUCCAGGCGAGCCACGCUAACCGUGCUGGCCCCUCCCUCAGUGACACUGUGGCCCCAGCUGCUGACGGUGCCUAUGGGUGCCCGGGUGCUGCUGGAGUGUCAGGUGUCAGGUCACCCGUUACCCACCAUCAGCUGGAUCAAGAGAGGCCACUCCAAGCAGACGGGAGGCAAGGUGGCUUUAGGACUGAAAAACGCCACCCUCCACAUCCCCUCAGCCCGGAGCUACGACGAGGGCGUGUACGUGUGCGAGGCCUCAAACCCACUGGGCCACAGCCGCAGCACAGCAACGCUGAGAGUUGCUGUGAGCCCCGUCAUUGUGAACUUUGCAGGUCAGCUGAGCUGCAGGGUCGGGACGUCCGUGGUCCUCCCCUGCAGGGCUGUGGGGAUUCUCCCCAUCAUGUACACGUGGACCAGAGGCCGAGCAGAGACACAGUCGCCCAUCAGUCCCUCUGAGGACACACACAUUGAUGAAGAUGGAGCUCUGCAUAUUUCAAAUGUGCAGUGGCCUGAUGGAGGCGAAUAUUACUGCGCCGCUGAGAACCGAGCAGGACGACAACAGAGACGGACCAUCCUCACUGUCACAGAUGAAGAUCCUCCAGCUGAUAGAGGCCAACAGACACCACUGGUUUUAUCUGAUAGCAUCAGCACGAACAAAGAGCUGCCGGUUCACAGUGACUCUCUGACAAAACAUCAUCAGACCACACGUAAUCCAUAUGUAGAGGAGACACCGCAUGAGGAAACCACAUGCUCCUCGUCGAUCUGUGAGACUACAACAAAUGCAGCGACCACAUUUUCUCCACUUUCAAGCGGAGCGGUGGCCGAACUAACAAUGUCACGGGGAUCACAUCUUUCACCACAGCACCUGAUUCAGCCAACAACCAAUCCAACCCAGCUGUUAGCCACACAGAUGCAGCAUCCUGUUUUGACACCUCCUCCACAUCCCCACUUUCAGUCAGUCGACCACCCCACACCAACAGUGACUGAUGCACCAGUAACACACAACCAGUCAUUGUUAGUCGCCAGAAGCCACCAGAAAGUAGAAGUUUUGAGUUCAACGCUUCAGUAUCAACUCACUGAAAGUCAAGUCCAAUUGGCUUCAUCACGUACAAACUUUCCUCAUCAAGUCAUUGACGAAUUAUUGACAUCACCUGAUUCUCCGGGCUCUAAUAUCCAUGCUGGGUCUGUAGCCAGUCAAACCACAGAGCCUGUCGCUGAAACGUCCCCGACUCAACCACCGUCAAAGCUUCCAGUGAGUGGACCACUGGGCUUCCUCAAGUUUGAUUCCUAUCUGCAGACUCCAGCACUGAAUCCUGCAACCCAAACUAUCUCAGGUUCAGUCAUCCAAUCAUCUCACAGUCAGUCUCAUCGGAUGGUUACAGAAAGUCCAUUUUACCAAUCCGACCAGGAGCCAACCACAACCCUGAUAUCUCAAACCAAACUGGAACCCCCAAGUCACCUUCUACAUCCACAGUCCUCACCAGCCCCCUCACAAACACCUCACACUCAUCCUCUGCAAUUCUUUCGUUUUUUACCCAAGUUCCAUCUUGAGCUGCUAACAACCGAACCUCAUCUGCUUUCCACACAACCUCCACCUUCUUCGAUCACCACACCUCAGACAGACCAGGUUCAAUCUUCAACCACUGAACCAUAUCCAACCAUUUCUACACUUCCUCAAACCCAACAUCCACCAUCUCCAACACAACAUCCACAUCCCUCAAUCUCAACCAUUCACCCUCAUGGUCAGACCUCGGAUCCUUCACCUCUGGACCCUGAGAUUCCCAUUGUCCCUCAGUUAAACAUAUCCGAUCAGGCACAACCUAAUGUUACUCAGCAAGGUGACCCAACUAAAUCAGUGAACAACACCAAGCUUACAGAGUGGCUGAAGAGGAACACCUCUCAAUCCCCCAUGACCAGUAAUGACGCCAGAGUGACGCAGCAGUCUCCCUCAUGGCUGCCCCUGGUGGAGAAACAUGACAUCCCCAUUGUUGUGGGAGUGGGGGUAUCUUUGGCCUUCAUCUUCAUCACUGUAACCUUCUAUGCAGUGGUCCAGAAGAAUGAAGCUGCACCGAUAAACCGAGCAGGUCAGACACUCUUAGCUGCUCCCUGCAUCAAAGCUCAGAGGAAUGUGGGAGUUCCCGAACGAACCACUGAACGUCGGGCUGCAGGUCGUACAUAUGAAAACAGAGCUUUUGAAGAUGACGACUGUGUGGCAGUGAUCGAACAGAGCCCCAACACGUCAGACACCCGAGCCCGACCUCCAGGACCCAGCCUGGUCACGGUGCAGAUGGAGCCCACGUUUAAGGAUCUUCAGGAGGACACGCAAGCCGCUCUGGACAACCACUCAGUCACCGUGGAGACUUAUCCUGAACCCAUUCUCGACACAAAGAUUGAUCCGGAGGAAGAGAAGCGCUACAGUCUGUCCCAGCCCAGCAUCCAGCUGCAGAGCUCUGAGGACUGGACCAGUAACAGAGGAGACGACCUCGGCCUGUGCCAUGAUGCCUUGCCUCCUCCGUCCUCCUUACCUUCCCGUUCCCCUUCCCCCUCUCCACCAUGCAGACGUGAGGAGGGCCUGCGCUCCUCAGUGACCCUGCAGAGUGCCGAGCGAUGUGUGGCACCGAUCCACCACAGCCUCAGCGUCUCUCAUGGAAACCCUCCCCUGCUCCUGUCCCACCACGUCUCCUUGGGCCUCACUACGGUCGCUGUCGAUGUACAUUUUUACCCAGCGGCCACUGCUUCGACGGCAGGAGGCUCUAGUUCUCAUAUCAGUACAGUGUCCACGUCCACUUCAGUGACUGCACCGCUCUUCAGUCCUCCAUUAGUAAACAGCCGGGAGAGCAACCAAUCGACUGCCAGAUCUCAUAAGUAGUUACAGAAUAAGACAUCAAGUCUGAAACAUCCUCAAAUGACCGAACAUUUACAACUGUAGCUAUACUCCAAUGCCUGUGAUGAGAAUUAGUUUGAUACGAGAUACUGUAUUUAGAGUAUUUUUAUUUACAUGUUUCUGAGUAAAAUGAUUGUGUGUGUGUGAUGUGUGAUUCACAUGUUUACGAAUUGUUGAGUGUUCGCGUUCAUCGGACAAUUUAAGAAGUCAGUCGUCUUGUUGCCGCUUCUCACCCACAACUAGAGAUUUCAACUUUCUUAAUCAACAAACAACCACCUAACAAAACAGAAAGACAUGAACCAUCUUUUCAAUCUGUUGAAUUAUUCCUUUAAAAAGCACAUUUUGAUAUUAGCAUCCUCAUCUUUUUGUUGAUGUGUAUUUCACAGCUUUAGCACGGCACUUUUUAAAUAUUACUGGUUACAUUAAUUCACGUCAACUACAGCUUUACCAUAAAUCGUCCUUCUUUCUAUUGUUUUAAGUCUUUAUUUUCUUAAUGAACGUGAAAGAGAAAAUGUGCAUGUGUAGCCUGUUGUCGUAUUGAUUUUAUUUAUAAUAUAUGUAGGAGACACUUCAUAUGAUGUAACUGGUUAUUUCAAGUAAACGUGUUGUACAGUAGAGACCAUUGAAGUAAAGCAGCCAAGGAUACAUCACUCUGCAAUAUUUGUGAAACAGCUUGUUUCAGUGACUCUCACUCGUUCUCUUUAAAGCUAAUUGACUGUUAAACCUUCUUUUUUUUUUACAAACCAAAGGAGGGUCGAAGGGGCUGAAUCAAUAAACACAUAGAUAACACAACCAAA
This is a messenger RNA of Hippoglossus stenolepis (Pacific halibut), 4825 nucleotides long. Its product is annotated as mucin-5B. Lineage: Eukaryota; Metazoa; Chordata; Actinopteri; Pleuronectiformes; Pleuronectidae. The record is from RefSeq and is a predicted model, not a curated record. Gene Ontology annotation, biological process: axon guidance; dendrite self-avoidance; homophilic cell-cell adhesion. The coding region runs from base 204 to 4013 and encodes 1269 amino acids. Gene Ontology annotation, molecular function: cell-cell adhesion mediator activity. Gene Ontology annotation, cellular component: plasma membrane; axon. The transcript has 19 exons.